AUGAGCAAAACGAAGACCAAAAGCGACAACAAGACGGAAAAAGCGUUGGCUGCCGAGAAGGAGCAGUUCGGUAAACAACAGCUGCACAGCAUCAGUAAGACUCUGGUCUCCGGCGAGGCUUCCCCCAAAGAGAAGCAUGUGCGCAGCAUCAUCGUGGGGACGCACCAGGAGGGCGGAGCCUCCACCUUCUGGUCCUACGCCCUCAACCUGCCGCUGUCCAGCAACGCCAUCAUCAGCUGGAAGUUCUGCUACCUGCUGCACAAGGUGCUGCGGGACGGACACAGGAACAACGUCAGAGAUUCUCACCGAUACUGCAGAAACGUCAGAGACAUGGGCGUCCUCUGGGGAAACCUGCACGAUCGGUACGGACACAUCGUCGCCUUGUCGGCCAAGUUUCUCGGCCUCAAAAUGGAAUUUCAUGCAAAGCACAAGACGAUCCCGGCGAACCUGGAGACCGGCGACGAGGCGCUGGACAAGGAGACGGGGAACGACGUGGCCAAGAUGCUGGAUAUGAUACAGGAGCUGAUGGACUAUUGGGACGCCGGGCUAAAGAUGCAGGACACGGUUCUGCGCCAGCUGGACGCCAACGGCGCCAAGUCGAGCACGGCGGCCGGCCAGUGCCGCCUCACGCCUCUGAUCCCGCUGCUCCUGGACUGCAGCCUGCUGUACCACUUCUCCGUGCUCGCCAUGUUCAAGCUCCACGGCCGCCUCGCUCCGGACGUUCUCCUUGGACAUCGAGAGCGGUUCCGUGAUCUGUUCACCAGCCUCACUCAGUUCUUCGACCGAGCGAGAGAAAUGGAGUUCUUCAAAAGUAUCAUCCAGAUCCCCGACCUCCCCGAUGGUCCUCCGAACUUCCUGCGCGCCGCGGCGCUGGGCGAGUACAGGAAGCCGGUGGUGCUGCUGGCCAACGAAGAGGAGGUGGAGACGCACCCGGAGUACUACCUGCUCAGCCAGUGUGCCGACGCGCCGGCGGCCCAGCAGGGGGCGACGGAGACCCAGAGCCUGAAGAGGGAGCUGGAGGCGCUCCGGCCGGAGCUGCGGCUCCUGAAGACCGAGGCCCAGAGGUGCGUCACCGAGCUCAGGACUCAGGUGAACCACCUGGAGGCCGAGGUGGAGGAGCAGCGCGGCCACAAGCAAGCGGCCAUGAUGGAGAUGGAGCACAUGAGGAUGGAGGUGGAGGCGCUGAGGGGCCUGAGGGACCUGAGGGGCCUGAGGGACGCCAACGCCGGGGCGGACCACCGCGCUCAGGAGGCGGAGCUUCGCUUCACUCAACUCAAAGAGCGCCACGCAGAGCUGAUCACGAGCCACGCCAAUCUGAUGAGGAAGAAUGCAGAAACAGGGAAGUGUCUCUCUGAUGCGAGACACGGUGAAGACGACUGGCUGAGGAUCAAACAGCAGCUGGAGGAGCAGCUGGAGGAGAGGAGCACCGUGGUGGACCAGCAGCAGCAGGAGCUCCAGCGCCUGAACAGAGAGCUGCAGGAGCAGAGAGCCGAGUCGGCUCACCUGCGCAGCUCUCUGGACAACAAAGUGAUGGAGGCGAGCGGCGUGCUGGCGGCGCUGCAGGCGGAGCGCGACGCGCUGCAGCGCGCGGCCGUGCAGCGCGAGGCCGAGCUGACGGCGCUGCGGCUGCAGGCCCGGCAGAACCAGGGCUCCCUGGACCUGGAGAGGGACCGGCUGCUCCGGGAGCUGGAGGCCCUGAGGGCCCAGCUGCGGCAGCAGAUGUCCGUCAGCGCGGAGCAGAAGUUGGAGAUCGACCGUCUGAGGCGUGAGCUGGACGCCUUGGGGGCGGAGCUACAGCGGGCAAACGGCGCCCUGCACAGCCACGAAAUGAGCGGCACCCAGCUGAGCAGCUCGGUGGCGGGGCUGCAGGCGGAGAGGGAGGGGCUGCUGCACGCCGCCAGGGACCAGGAGGCGGAGCUUAACGCCCUCAGGCAGCAAGCGCAGCUCCACCAGAGCAACCUGGAGCAGGAGAGAGAGAGGAGGAGCCAGGAGCUGGAGGGCCUCCACACACAGCUGCAGCUACAGGCAUCCCGUGGGGACCAUCUCUCCCGGCGGGUGGAGGCGGAGCCUUUCUCUCUGCUGCAGUGCUCCGUGGUCGAGGCGGAGGGCAUCGUGCUGGACGCCGUGGCAACGCUGGACGACCCCGUGCACCUGGGCUGCAGCAGCUCGCCGGAUUAUUUGGUGAAUCGAGCUGAAGUCACUUUGAUCUCCAUCGACAAAAUGCAGCAGAACCACCGAGCGUACCUACAGCGCCCCGAUGGUGAGGAGCGGUACUACACCCAGUACACACCCAGCCUGGCCGACGGCUGCCGUCUCUGUGCUGAUCUCUGCCUCCAGUACCUGAAGGACCUGAAGCUGCAGGCCUCGUUACCGAGGGCAGAUCCCUCCGCUGUGCGCCGCAGCGUGCAGCGGAUCCUCGCCCUGGCACAGGACCUGCGUCCCAAAGGACGGGACGUCCUCAAAGAGGAGCUGGGAGCCAUGGUGGACCAGGAGAUGAUCGCCACGGCAACGGCCAUCGAAGAGGCGGUGCUCAGGAUGGACGAGAUCCUGAACCAGACGAGGAGAGAAGCGUCUGGCGUCCAGCUGGAGGUCAACCAGAGCAUCCUGGGAUCCUGUUCAGACCUCAUGAAGGCCGUUCACAUGCUGGUGACGGCGUCCACCGACCUGCAGAAGGACAUCGUGGAGGGCGGCCGGGGAGCGGCGUCCGUCACCGACUUCUACGCCAAAAACUCUCGCUGGACCGAAGGCCUGAUCUCCGCCUCCAAGGCCGUCGGCUGGGGCGCCACGCAGCUGCUGGACUCGGCCGACCGCGUGGUGGGCGCGGACGGAGCGUACGAGGAGCUCAUCGCGUGUUCUCACGAGAUCGCGGCGAGCACGGCUCACCUGGUCGCCGCCUCCAAGGUGAAGGCCGACCGCGGCAACAAGAAGCUUCAGACGCUGAAGCAGGCGUCGCGGCACGUGAACGACAUGGCGGCGCUGGUCGUCACCUCCACCAAACACGGGCAGCUGCAGAUCUCCGACCAAGGUGCGAUGGACUUCUCCGGCAUGUCGCUGAUCAAGCUGAAAACGGAGGAGAUGGAAGCUCAGGUGAAGGUGCUGCAGCUGGAGAGCCAGCUGGACCAGGAGCGGGUCCGCCUGGGGGAGCUGAGGAAGAGGCACUACGAGCUGGACGCCGCCAGGGACGGGAACGCCAACAUGGCCGCCGGGAACGCUGCCGCCGCCGGGGACGCCGACGACUACGACUUCCCCCCGCCGCCGCCGCCCAACCUGCUGGACUCCGCGCCGGAGCCUCAGUCCUCCUCACAGACAGAGCCGCACCUGAACACCCAGAGCUAUCCGUCCACCAAUCCCUUUGCCCCGACCCAGACCGUCACCCCGACCCAGACCUUCCCCCAGACCCAGACCUUCCCCCAGACCGUCACCCCGACCCAGACCUCCCCCCCGACCCAGACCUUCCCCCAGACCGUCACCCCGACCCAGACCUUCCCCCAGACCGUCACCCCGACCCAGACCUCCACCCCGACCCAGACCUACCUUCCCCAGACCCAGACCGUCACCCCGACCCAGACCGUCACCCCGAUCCAGACCUUCCCCCCGACCCAGACCUUCCCCCCGACCCAGACCUUCCCCCCGAUCGAGACCUUCCCCCCGACCCAGACAUUCCCUCAGACCGUCACCCCGACCCAGACAUUCCCCCAGACCCAGACCUUCCCCCGGACCGUCACCCCGACCCAGACCUUCCCCCAGACCUUCCCCCCGACCCAGACAUUCCCUCAGACCGUCACCCCGACCCAGACGUUCCCCCAGACCGUCACCCCGACCCAGACCUUCCCCCGGACUGUCACCCCGACCCAGACCUUCCCCCCGACCCAGACCUUACCCCAGACCCAGACCUUCCCCCAGACCUUCCCCCCGACCCAGACAUUCCCUCAGACCGUCACCCCGACCCAGACCUUCCCCCAGACCGUCACCCCGACCCAGACCUUCCCCCCGAUUCAAGCCUACACCCCAACAAUCACUUGCACCCCGACCCAGACUCACCUAACACCCCAGACCUACUCCCCCAGCCUCUCCCGGCCUAAUUCUCCAUCUCUGCUGAAAACGCCGGCGUCGCCCACUGCCGAGCCCACCGCCGAGCCCGCCGCCAAGCCCGCCUCCAGGAGGACCAACAUCUUUACCAAAUCUGGGAACUUGCUGAAGAACGCGUUCAAACGAGGUGAAGCUGGAACCGGGGAAUCUUGAAGCCAAAAGCACUUUCAAAUAUACUUAUAUAACUUUGAAUCACUCAUUAGGAGCUUAAAAUUACACAUUUUUAGCUAAAUGUGCAAAUUGAUAGUCUAUUUUUGUUAUCAUACAAUAUAUCAUGUGACUGAUUACUGUUAUUAAAAACCAUUAAAUGAU
Messenger RNA from Pseudoliparis swirei, 4401 nucleotides. Its product is annotated as huntingtin-interacting protein 1-related protein-like. Gene Ontology annotation, cellular component: actin cortical patch; clathrin-coated vesicle. The record is from RefSeq and is a predicted model, not a curated record. Gene Ontology annotation, biological process: clathrin coat assembly; endocytosis; actin filament organization. The transcript is spliced from 33 exons. Gene Ontology annotation, molecular function: phosphatidylinositol-3,4-bisphosphate binding; clathrin-cargo adaptor activity; clathrin light chain binding. NCBI's taxonomy places the organism in Eukaryota, Metazoa, Chordata, Actinopteri, Perciformes, Liparidae. The coding region runs from base 1 to 4242 and encodes 1413 amino acids.